AUGGAAAUAGACACUGGCUCGGCGUUGUCGUGUAUUAGUAAAACCACGUAUGAAGAUACAUUUAAUCAUUUACCAUUAUUACCAUGUGAUUUAGCACUAAACUUUUAUGAUGGAACAAAAAUAAAGCCAUUAGGUUACUGCGAGGUUAAUGUGACAUAUGGGCGGUCUAGCAAAGUUUUAGACUUAUAUGUUAUUAAUAACGGUACUACUACUUUAUUAGGCAGACAGUGGUUGUCAGAACUUGAUAUCAGCGUACCAAAAUUUAAUGUAAACAGGUUAAACGAAUCAGCCAUGAAUGUAUCUUAUGCCGUAAAUGAAUUGUUUUCCAGCUAUGCUGAGUUGUUCGACGGCGGGCUGGGGCGCUUCACGGGUGGGCGGGCUCGGCUGGCGGUGCGCGCGGACGCGGCCCCGGUGUUCUGCCGCGCGCGGCCGCUGCCUUAA
Molecule: messenger RNA, 441 nt
Organism: Parnassius mnemosyne (clouded apollo)
Lineage: Eukaryota; Metazoa; Arthropoda; Insecta; Lepidoptera; Papilionidae
Source: the annotation of a GenBank genome assembly